Molecule: messenger RNA, 1581 nt
Organism: Cladophialophora bantiana CBS 173.52
Lineage: Eukaryota; Fungi; Ascomycota; Eurotiomycetes; Chaetothyriales; Herpotrichiellaceae
Exons: 3
Coding region: 1-1581 (526 amino acids)
Biological process (GO): positive regulation of transcription by RNA polymerase II
Cellular component (GO): nucleus
Molecular function (GO): transcription cis-regulatory region binding; DNA-binding transcription factor activity
Source: RefSeq, a predicted model, not a curated record
AUGAGUCUGCGUCUGUCGACUCUCGACCCAGAUGAGCCGCGAGCAGCCAAAGAAGAGGCUCUACAGACUGUCGAACCUGUAACAGGAGACGGAUUCGGUGCGACAGAUCGCUGCCAACAUUUUGGGCAGGGAGUGGCCAGUCGAGGCAAACUCACGGGCAAAACCUUGCCUGUCCUCGAACCAGCUCCUCUGCCGGCUGCUGCUGUCCACCCCAGGGACAGUCCCAAAAGCGUAACGCCCGGAGAAUCCUCAGAUUCACGCGAUGAUGGUCUUGAAGCUUCAAUGCUGGCAGUAAACAGCGAGCCAAUCACGGUACCAUACACGCUGCGGAACGCAUUUCAACCCAGUUUCGACGAGUCUGCUCUCCACAAUCCCUUUGCGCUAAAUCUCGAUCCGUCAUCGUAUGCGCUGCCCCAGUAUCUACAGGGCAGACCGGUGAGACAGCUCAUUAGCUAUUACGAUCAUGUGGUGGCCACGGUCAUGCCCUGGGUCGACGGGCCUGAGAAUCCAUGGCGGACACUGAUGCUUCCUCUGGCGAUGCACUCGCCCUCGCUCCUUCUCGCCAUCCUGGCACUCUCGGCCGAGCAUUAUAGUUCCAGAUCAGGGUCACCUUGGCCCAUGAACGAUGGAUUUGUCUCCAGCAACUACCGUGACAAAAGUCUGCUGCUUCUCGCCGAGGAUCUGCGGACAGAGGUAUCGGAACAUGCGAGCGUGGCGCGUCACGCUCGAGCCAGCGGCAUAUUGGCAACCAUCUUGGUUCUCUGCAACCUUGAAAUGAUUCGGAGCAACUCGGCCACAUGGCGCGUCCAUUGGAAAGCCGCCCGGACCAUUACUCGGCGCUGGACGGCGCCCCACCUUGCAUCCAUCGUUCUUGACGAUACAUGUCGUUUUCUGGUUAAAGAAGCCUUUGUCUACGACGUCUUUGGCUCGUCCACCACCUUUGGCGACGACGACCAGAUCCCCGGGUCCGUCUUAGCCGAAGAGGACGCGCAGGUCUUUACGGAUUGGCUGCAACUGAUCCAAGAAGUGACUUGGGCUGAAAGAUGGCGCCACCGCGUUGCCUCGCCCGGUGCAGUCUCGCCCGAGCUGGCAAAUAUGCGUGUCUUGCAGGAGCGGUUCGAUUACGCACGAAAUCGUUCUCUGGAAUUUAGCAAGACACUUGAUUUUGGCAGCGCGGGAUUGCGGAGCGACUUUGCAGUCCUGGUUGAUAUUUUUCACUACGCUGGACUUGCAUAUAGCUUCCAGGCUCUCCUCAACCCCCAGGACUUUGCUCCUGCAAUAGAGACCUGUGUCAGCGGAGUCAUCACCAAAAUCGCCAACAUCCAAAACAAGGAGGCAUAUCAGCACGAUCUGGUAUGGCCUCUGUUUGUCGUCGGAACACAAAGCAGGUUUAACCAGAACACCCAGGCUUUUGCCGAGGCCAAGCUCCUGGAGGUGAUGAAGUCGACCGGGUUCUCAAAUUGCUACCCGGCGCUGGAAUUUCUGCGGCGCUUUUGGGAUAGUGAUCCCAGUGUGGCUGUGGAUUGGAUGCAGUUCGCUCGACAAGAAUCAAGUCAAGGUCUCCAUUUCCUUGUGAUAUGA